This is a messenger RNA of Penicillium macrosclerotiorum, 1860 nucleotides long. Its product is annotated as pseudouridine synthase DEG1. Gene Ontology annotation, biological process: tRNA pseudouridine synthesis; mRNA pseudouridine synthesis. Bases 1 to 1860 code for a protein of 619 amino acids. Gene Ontology annotation, molecular function: RNA binding; pseudouridine synthase activity. The record is from RefSeq and is a predicted model, not a curated record. Gene Ontology annotation, cellular component: cytoplasm; nucleus. The transcript has a single exon. Lineage: Eukaryota; Fungi; Ascomycota; Eurotiomycetes; Eurotiales; Aspergillaceae.
AUGGCGGGCACCAGCGACGACAUGGGGUCCGAUUAUACCACCUGGAGCAAUUCCAGCCUCAUUGAGCGCAUAAUGGAACUUGAACGACAGCUACAGUCCCAGGCCACACAAUUAACAGCCCCAGCCUCGGAUUCUUCAGAAGCGGCACCCUGCGCACCCGUUUCCACUGAUAUCGCCGAGCCUGCGAUUCCUCUCGCCGAUUCCUCGAACAAACCCCAAAAGAAGCGGGAGCAUUCCCCAGAAGGAGAUAUUUGUCAUACACCUGGGGCUAUGCGUGCCAUAAAGGCGAGGAUUAAGGAGAAGGAGCAUCGUGAUUUCGAUCCGUCGAAAUACAGCACGCGUUUCAUUGCGCUGAAAUUUGCCUACUUGGGGCAGCGGUACAAUGGCUUGGAGCAUACCAAUGGAAACGCCACACCACUUCCAACCAUUGAGGAGGUUAUAUGGAAGGCAUUGCGUCGCACACGCCUGAUUCUCCCAGAGACUACAUCUGAGGAUGAGCCAGAUGACGUUGAGCCGCGGGCUUUCCGUCCCUACUCCAUUUACUGGGAUGGGUGUGAUUACUCAAAGGCAGGUAGGACAGAUCGUGGUGUGAGCGCAUUCGGACAGGUCAUUGGUAUUCGGGUCCGAAGUAACCGGCCUAAACCCAAACCAAACGUCUCUGUUGACCAGGAGAGUCAACUUUGCGAGGAUGCGAUGCAGGUCGAGGAGUCAGCCGCCAACAAGGAUUGGGAUGAUGUGGCCGACGAAAUUUCCUACCCCAAAAUUCUGAAUAGGGUGCUUCCUGAUGAUAUUCGAGUCCUUGCUUGGUGUCCCAACCCUCCACCUGGGUUCGAUGCUCGUUUCUCUUGCCGCGAGCGGAGGUAUCGAUACUUCUUCACCCAGCCUGCAUUUUCGCCAACACCCGGCGCAUUUGGGUUGGAGAACCGCAUGGGUAAUGCUAAGGGCUUGCCUUCCAAGUACCGCGAGGGCUGGCUAGAUAUUGAGGCUAUGCGCGAAGCUGCAAAACUUUUUGAGGGAACACAUGACUUUCGGAACUUCUGCAAGCUGGAUACUAGCAAGCAGAUCGAAAACUUCGAAAGAAUCAUUCACCAUUCUGACAUAGAACUCGUCAAUCCGAAGACCAACCCCUUAGGCUAUGUUAGUCAGGAUGGAUUCCAGCUACACGAGGGCUAUGAAAAGAAUAUGGACAUGUCGGAGGAGCUCCCGGCUCCCAAUACCCCUCAAGUCUAUUCAUUCAAUCUAUAUGGUUCUGCCUUCCUGUGGCACCAGGUUCGACACAUGGUGGCGAUUCUCUUCUUGGUCGGCCAAGGGCUUGAAUCUCCAUCCUUAGUCGCUGAGCUUCUGGACGUUACCAAGAAUCCAAGGAAGCCUGCCUAUGAUAUGGCCUCCGACGCACCUCUGGUGUUGUGGGACACGGUAUUCCCGGAUGAGAGCAAGAAUGCACGGGAAGAUGCCCUCAACUGGAUUUAUGUCGGCGACCCUCAACACAAUCAAACCCGCAGUGCUAAAGGCGAUGGCAAGUUUGGAAUGAAGGGUGUCGUUGAUGACCUUUGGUCGGUAUGGAGACAGCGCAAGAUGGACGAGAUCUUGGCUGGUGCACUUCUAGACUUGGUUGUCAGUCAGGGCGAUCAAAGCUUGAUGCAGAACAUGGACGGGAAACAAGGAAGCAGCAAGAAGAAAAGCAGGGGCGCCAAGGUCUGGCUUGGGGCGAAUGAAGCUCGCGUUGGGGGAAACUAUGUCCCCGUCAUGAAAAAAAACAAGUUGGAGACCGUUGAAGUCCAGAAUGCCAAGUGGUUGGUGGCAAAAGAACGCAAAACGGCGCUUAAAGUUGCCGAGGCGAAGGUGGAAACAACAUUAUAA